AUGAAGGCAGAAGCAGCAGGAAGCAAGGAACAAGGAGAAAGCGGGAAUGAAGGCAGAGGGGGGAAAAAGUAUGAAAGGAGAAGUAGAAUAGCAGGAAGGAGGCAAGGAAGCAGACAGGUAGGAGGAGGGAGGGAAGGAGGGAGCAGCAGAAGGAAGCAGGAGGUGGAUGGAGCAAGAAGGAGCAGAAGUAGGAAGGAGGGGAAGCAUGCAGGAGCAGGGGAAGGUAGAGUAGGAAGGGCAGAAGGAAGUAGGAGGCAGGGGGGAGGAAGGAAUAGGAGGCAGGAGAAUAAGCAGGAGCAGGAAGGAGGAAAAGGAAAGGAGGAAGGAGGAGGAAGCAGCGGGAAUGAGGAGGCAGGAAGGAGGAAGGAAGAGGAAGAUGGGGAAGAGGAAAGGAGGAGGAAGAGGGGGGAAAGCAUCGAAAGGAGGAAGCAGAAAGGAGCAGGAGGAAGGAUGAAGCAGGAGCAGGAAGAGGCAGCAGGCAGGGGCAGCGGUGAGGAGUAG
Molecule: messenger RNA, 501 nt
Organism: Lycium barbarum (goji berry)
Lineage: Eukaryota; Viridiplantae; Streptophyta; Magnoliopsida; Solanales; Solanaceae
Exons: 3
Coding region: 1-501 (166 amino acids)
Source: RefSeq, a predicted model, not a curated record